AUGAUCAAGCAAGCACCCGCAACAAUGUCGGCAGGUGGGUACUAUGCGCUGAUGGGCGCCACCGCCGUUUCGGCGAUUCUCGUUGGCGUCACAAUCUUCUCGUACGUCUCGAUUCUUGGCGAUAUUCAAGGAUUCCAGGAGGACUUCUCGCAGGAGAUGAUCAUUUUUAAGGAGAAGGCCAACGAUGCCUGGUCGCAGAUGAUGGCCUCGCGGCGAGUUGAGGCGAUCAAUGAGAAGUCGGCGUUCGUGGGAUUGUUCGGCAGAGUUCGCCGACAGUACUCCGAGGCCGCUGGUGGCGGUGGUGGCGGUGGUGGUGGAUGCCACGCCGGCGUCGCCGAGCAGAGCAACUCCGGAGGCGGUUGCGUUCAGUGUCCGGCUGGACCGCCGGGACCACCAGGCCCCGACGGAAACCCGGGAGGACCCGGACCCGACGGACCACCAGGAACACCGGGUGACGCGGGACCACCGCCAGUGCCAGGACCACCAGGACCACCGGGACCGCCGGGACCCGACGGCCUACCGGGACAGCCGGGACAGGACGGACAGCCGGGUGCGCCCGGAAUGCGCACCACCAACACGCCGGGACAGCCGGGACCGCCAGGACCGCCAGGAGCGCCAGGACAGCCGGGACCCGACGGGCAGGGCUCACAAGCGCAACCGGGACCACCAGGACCACCGGGACCGCCAGGAAAUCCCGGACAGCCGGGAGGACCGGGGCAACCAGGAGCGCCGGGCACCGACGGACAACCGGGAACCGACGCCGCCUAUUGCCCGUGUCCGCCAAGAACCGGAGCCAUCGAGGGUGGUGGAGGCGGUGGAUAUAGUAGCGGUGGAGGAGGAGCUGGAGGAGCCGCCGGAGGAUAUGGAGGAGGCGCUGGAGGAGCUGGAGGAGCCGCCGGAGGAUAUGGAGGAGGCGCUGGAGGAGCUGGUGGAGCUGGAGGUGCCGCCGGAGGAUAUGGAGGAGGCGCUGGAGGAGCCGGAGGUGCCGCCGGAGGAUAUGGAGGAGGCGCUGGAGGAGCCGGAGGUGCCGCCGGAGGAUAUGAAGGAGGUGCUGGAGGAGCCGGAGGUGCCGCCGGAGGAUAUGGAGGAGGCGCUGGAGGAGCCGGAGGUGCCGCCGGAGGAUAUGAAGGAGGUGCUGGAGGAGGAGCUGCCGGAGGCGCUGGUGGCUACUCUGGAGGAGCUGGAGGAGCCGGCGGCGGCAGCUACCCAUCACGCCGAAACAUCUAA
Molecule: messenger RNA, 1227 nt
Organism: Caenorhabditis bovis
Lineage: Eukaryota; Metazoa; Nematoda; Chromadorea; Rhabditida; Rhabditidae
Source: the annotation of a GenBank genome assembly